CCUACAAAGGCUUUUCCGCGGGCAGAAUAAUAACCACCACAGCACGGCUGUGAUGGAGCAAACUUGGUCAACUUCCCCCAGGCUCUGGACCUCCAGGAUACAACCACUAAUUAUGUAUUGGCACAAACGCGGGAAUAAUUUACUCAAAACUAUGUUGGAUAAAGCAGCUGGAUCCUUGCUGUUGGGAGACGGAUCCCUGCUUGUCCCAGCCAAGACGUGAACAGAGGAGAGGGAGCAGGACACCGUCUCUGAACAAGAGAAGCAGGAUGGAAGCAGACCCAGCAUUCCGUGAGGCACCUGAACAGCUCUGGGAGCAAAUCCAGCCCUCCACAGGGCACCUGGAGAAGGUAUUUCAUGUGCUGGUAUUCCCAGAGGCUGAACUUGGAGGAAACUGAGCGGAGAGCCUUCAGCGGGGUCAAUGAACGGACCUUCGUGGCCAUCAAACCGGACGGGGUCCAGCGGCGCCUAGUCGGGGAGAUCAUCCGGCGCUUCGAGAGGAAGGGGCUGCAGCUGGUGGGGAUGAAGCUGCUGCAGGCCUCGGAGGAGCUGCUGAAGGAACACUACAUCUCCCUCCGGGACCGCCCCUUCUACAGCCGCCUGGUGAAGUACAUGAGCUCCGGGCCCAUCGUGGCCAUGGUCUGGCAGGGCCUGGAUGUGGUGAAGACAGUUCGUACCAUGAUUGGGGAGACCAAUCCAGCUGAAUCCAGGCCUGGCACCAUCCGAGGAGACUUCUGUGUUGAAGUUGGCAAGAACGUGAUCCACGGCAGUGACUCGGUGGAGAGUGCCCAGCAGGAGAUCUCGCUCUGGUUCCGCCCGGAGGAGCUGCCGUGCUGGGAGGACACAGCUGCACGCUGGAUCUACGAGUGAGGAGCAAUCCCAAGGGAAGUUCAUCUUCCUGCUGGGACACAGGACAUUUCCAUCCAUUUCAUGGCAGCUGCUGGGGCUGCCUGCAGAUCCUCUGUGGGAUUCCUCUUCUGCCUGGGGGAUCCUGGGAGCUGGGCUGUGUGUGGAACUCUGUGGUUCAGCUCCCACCAAGGGGAGCUGUUUCUUUUUCUCUCUUUGCUCUAGUAAGUAGUUGGUACUGUUUCUCUGUUUGCUGCAGCAUCUUAAAUCCUAAGUAGCUCAGGCUGAUUUGCUGAAGUAAAACAUGGGCUCUUGGCCCAUUCCUGGGUGUUCUCAUUCCUGCCUAGAACAGGAGAAUGCAUUUUUCCUUGCUGCUGGUCACAAGGUGAUGGGCUUGACAGUUUACCUGCAUUUCUAGAAGGCUUUUCACCAAAGGCUUUUAAAGAAUUGGGCUGCUAUAGGAUAAGGGAGCAAAUUCUCAUUUUGGAGUUCAUUCCAAGACAAGGAAUGAAGGAUGGGACAAUUCUCUCUCCCUUGGUGUGCUGGGGCUGGCACAAGCCCACCCAGUUUCACACAUGAUGAGUGAGUCCAUGGAAGGAAGAUUCUCCAAAUGCUGUUAAACGCACAAUCCCUCAGGCUCUGGUUCCUGGGCUGUGGCUGCUGGGAGUGGGAAGCUCCUCCAGAUCUGCUCUGCUUCUCUGGGGCUGCAUGGCCCUGACCCAGCCUGACACCAGACUGUCCCUCCAUGGUCACUGAUGUGAAGCAGCAGCACUGGGGCAGCCACAGGAAGAGAAGGGGGAGAGGGAGGCAGGGAAGGAUUUGUGGAUCUGGGGCUCAGGAAGGAUGGCUUAGGGGAGUAUUUUGUUCUCUCUUGUGCACAGCACAGGCUGUGUAGUCCUGGCACUGAGCUGUGGCAGAGCCCAAGAUCUUCCUUGUCCUCCCGAGAGCUUGCAGUGGAGAUUUCCUGCUGGGAGGGUAUCUGGAAACCAGUUUGUAAUGGGCUGGACACCACCUGUGAGCUGUUCCUGGGCCACCUAGCUCCUCACAGUUAUGCUGUGUCUGAGCUCCCUGUGCAGCCCCACCAGAGCAUAAGGACAGGAACAGUGACAUGGAAUCCUGCCAUGGAACAGGGACACAGUUAAACCGAGGGAAUGAGAUCCCCAGGGCAUCCUGUGUGCAGGAUGAGUCUGACAGUGCCCUCAAAGCCUGUCCCUCUGGGUCCUCAGCUUUGUAGGUGCUGGGGAGUGAGGGCAGCUCUUGGGGGGCAGAGUGAAGUCACCCCCACUCCUGCUCUGUGCUGGCCCCAGGGUGGUAGGGCUGGGAGGUCUCCCUCUAGUGAGUGGGGCUGUCCAGCUGCCUCAGCCAAGGCUCUUCCUGCCUUGGGGCCUUCUCCAGGCACCUGUGUCCAGCUCUAAAUACUUGACAGAUCCUGUUUGUUCCUGGACCUUGUCCACUUGGCUGAACUUGGAGUCUGGCUGCAGCAGGGCUGCAGAAGAUGCUGGUGCAGACAGAGGCAUGAACUGAGUGGGAGGAAGGCCACAUUUGUUGUUUAACAGAUGGAUUGAGAAGAGCUGUUGACACCAAGAGCUGCUAGCUCUGACACAGAAAAGCUGCCCAAAUACCUGAGCUUCAUCUCCUGCCAUUGCCUGUUCCUGUAGGAUCCUUCUUCUCCCUGUCUACAUGGAUGCCCUCCCAGUGUCAAAGCCCACUGAACUCCAGUCAGGUAACAGACCUGACUCAUGAGACACAAUCCCAGGCCAGUCCUCUCCUCUGUGUGUGUGUAGAUUUGGUGUCUGCCAUGACCUCGUCCCGCUCUGGGGCACGACAGAGCAGCAGCUGCAGGGAAAGGGCCCCCAGAGGCACUGCUGGGAGCAGGUACAGGAGCUGAGCUGUGGAUGGUCUGCCUCGAGCCCCUGGGGACUUCUGAUUGCUUUGCAUGUUGGUUCCUGCUGCUUCUCCUCUGUCCAAGACUGUGUUAAACUGUAACAAUAAAAGUAGAAGCUGUC
Sturnus vulgaris (Common starling) is the source of this 2849-nucleotide messenger RNA. The record is from RefSeq and is a predicted model, not a curated record. NCBI's taxonomy places the organism in Eukaryota, Metazoa, Chordata, Aves, Passeriformes, Sturnidae.